This is a messenger RNA of Galdieria sulphuraria, 667 nucleotides long. RefSeq lists its product as hypothetical. The record is from RefSeq and is a predicted model, not a curated record. NCBI's taxonomy places the organism in Eukaryota, Rhodophyta, Bangiophyceae, Galdieriales, Galdieriaceae. The transcript is spliced from 4 exons. Bases 157 to 624 code for a protein of 155 amino acids. Gene Ontology annotation, biological process: ribosomal large subunit biogenesis. Gene Ontology annotation, cellular component: nucleolus.
AAUAUUUAUAAAGAAUUUCAUGUUUGUUUACUUUGAGAAAAGUUUAUAGAGUGACAAGAAUCGACCAUUCUUUCUAUUGAAUUGCUAUAUGAUACUUCCCUUGUAUAGACCAACAACAACUGUCUGUUAUCAAAUGAUUAUUAUUCAUCGGUGGAUAUGGGCAAGAAAGGAAAGCUAUACUUGGGUAGGUCCGCUAAAGCCAAAAUUCGUAAAGUACAAGCAAGAGUUGGAAGUGGUAGAAUAAGUAACAAAGUUGUAUGUGACUCAGCGUUGAAACAACUUUGGUUACCGAAACAACGUGCAGCCGCACAGUUGGAACGAUUAGGCGUUGCAUACGACUCCAACAAAUGCCUAUCUAGAAAGACUUGGAAUAAUAACACACAUUCGGAGCUUAUCGAAUAUUAUGAACAACUAUCCAAGCAAGAAGCUCCCAAAAAACCCAAGCAAUUGACUCGAAGUGAAAAAUUGUACUUGAGCAAUAUUUUCCAUAAAUAUGGAAAUAACUUCAAAAGAGCUUUCCGUGAUACAAAACUCAAUUAUUUACAGUGGACGGAAACACAGCUUGCGAAGAACUAUAAGAAAUGGCUCGACGAGAACAACCAAAGUUUGCUGACAGAGAAUUAGCGCUCGACGAAAAGGUGCUCGCUGUAGCCGAUAGUCGUUGUCA